Myotis lucifugus (little brown bat) is the source of this 2138-nucleotide messenger RNA. RefSeq names its product THUMP domain containing 2 (gene THUMPD2). Gene Ontology annotation, molecular function: tRNA (guanine) methyltransferase activity; RNA binding. NCBI's taxonomy places the organism in Eukaryota, Metazoa, Chordata, Mammalia, Chiroptera, Vespertilionidae. The transcript is spliced from 10 exons. Bases 1 to 1521 code for a protein of 506 amino acids. The record is from RefSeq and is a predicted model, not a curated record. Gene Ontology annotation, biological process: tRNA methylation.
AUGGCGGCGGCGGCGGCGGGGCCCGCAGAUCCCCAGUCCGGGCCCGCAGCGGGCGCCCGCUUCUUCUGCACCGCGGGCCGCGGCUUGGAGCCCUUUCUGAUGCGGGAGGUGCGGGUGCGGCUGCAGGCCACGCAGGUUGAAUAUGUUUCAGGAAAAGUUUUUUUCACCACCUGUUCUGACUUGAAUAUGCUGAAAACAUUAAAAUCUGCAGAAAGAUUAUUUUUGCUGAUUAAAAAGCAGUUUCCAUUUAAUGUUUCUUCUGUAAGUAAAGGAAAAAUAUUUUAUGAAAUGCAAAGAUUUAUAAGUGAUGAUCCUGAAAGUUGGUUGAAUGCCAUUUCGAUUUGGAAAAAUCUUCUUGAACUUGAUGCAAAAAAGAAAAAACUGUCUCAAGGAGUUGCUAACCCACUAAAAAGAAAAAUGGGAGAAAAUGACAGCAUUAUUGCUAAGAAAGUAAAAGCAGAACAAAUGCAAGAAACACAAAAGAAUAGGGAAUGCCAGCUGGAAAAGCAAAUAGAAGAGGAAACACUGGAGCGAGGAGAUUUUCUCACUGAAAGAGAGAAAUGCCAAGAAGAACUUCAGAAUGAUGUAGCAAAAGCAGGAGAUACUCAUGACCAGAAUGACUUGACCUUCAGAGUUUCUUGUCGCUGCGGUGGAGCCAUUGCAAAGACCCUUUCUGCACAGGAAGUAGGAAGAAUAAUUGGAAUUGCUCUUAUGAAACAGUUUGGAUGGAAAGCAGAUUUGAGAAAUCCAAACUUAGAGAUAUUUAUACAUCUAAAUGACAUUUACUCUGUUAUGGGAAUUCCUGUGUUCAGGGUUCCUUUAGCCAGCAGAGCUUACAUCAGGACAGCAGGACUGAGGUCUACCAUAGCGUGGGCAAUGGCCUCUGUCGCUGAAAUUAAGGCUGGUGCAUUUGUUUUAGAUCCAAUGUGUGGACUCGGAACAAUACUUUUGGAAGCAGCUAAAGAGUGGCCGGAUGUGUACUAUGUGGGUGCUGAUGUCAGCGACUCACAGUUACUAGGUGCGUGUGACAACCUGAAAGCAGCAGGCCUCACGGGUAAAAUUGAGUUUCUUAAAGUCUCUGUUAUAGAAUUGCCAUUGCCUUCAGAAAGUGUCGAUAUUAUUAUUUCUGACAUUCCAUUUGGGAAAAAGUUUAAGUUAGGGAAAGACAUCAAAAGCAUUCUACAAGAAAUGGAAAGAGUGCUUCAUGUUGGCGGGACCAUGGUAUUGUUGCUUAGUGAAGAUCACCGUAGGCGCCUCAAAGACUGUGAAGGGAGCAGCUUCCCUUUGAAUUCCAAAGGCAGCCACUCCGAUGAACCUGGAGCGGAAAAGUGCUUGAUUCUCGAAGGAAAAACUGGCAUAUCAGAGACCGUGUCAUCGUCAUUUGAAGCCAAUCACCAGGAAUGCUUACAUAAGAUGCCACCAUUUGGCUCCUUGGUGCCAGUGGAAUGCUACAAAGUUAGCCUUGGGAAAACAGAUGCAUUUAUACACAAAUAUAAGAAGUCAUCUUCUUCUGGACUGUAGCAGGCUAGAUCCUGUGAACCAAUUUCAAGGCCUUACAUGUCAGCCCUACAAAGAGGGGUUGCCUCUAGGGUCUGAUAGUGCCACAGAGUAACAAGUAGACAGGUCCAGGGGGCAUGGCUGCGGGACACAGGAUUUUAAUAAGAGUUUCUGCUUUAGGCUCUAAAGGGCUUAAUGUUUCUGACAAAGAACAGUGAAUACAUAAUUAAACUAAAAUACUCUUAAACUUUGUAUUUGAGAGAAUAGGGGAAGGUCUGCUCUGCCUGCAGUGUUUGAGCUGAAGCUGCAACAUCACAACUUUUCAGAGGUUCACAGAGCAUAUCAAAAUCAUCACAAGGUUGAUAAUAUUUUAACUAUCAGAUUGUUUUGAAUUUAGAAACUUUUAUUUCUUUUGAUAUCAAACUUGAUUUUUGAACCUAUAAUUUUUUUUCUCCACUGGAAUGAAAAAUGUUAUGUGCAAUACAUUUUGUAUGUUAUAUGUCUCAUAUUAUGUGAAACAUCAAUGGGAAUAAUAACAAUCUGAAUUAAGCCAAUAUCCUCCAACAUGGUAGAAAAUUGAGUUUGCUUUUUUUUUUCUUAACUAAUGAAUAAACUGUUACCUCACUCUUCUUUAAAUUAAA